GAUAAGGCAAAGAAAGAUAGCCCCAAAAGUAAACAUCCAUCCCCUAUCACACACACAUAUAACACAAAUUCCUCUUGACUUCAUUCCCCCACAACUUCAUCAUCCGACCCCAGCAGCCAUGGCCACCAUCACUGCCGCUUCUGCUGCCACGUCAUACUUCUUCGGAACCAGAAUCUACAACCCUGCGGCCGGGGCCUCCUCCGGAAGGUUCCAAGCCCGGUUCGGGUUACCAUUCGGAAAGAAGAAGUCACCGCCUCCUCCUCCACCCAAGAAGUUUCAGGGCAAUGCGAGCGAUGGCCGCCUCGUGUGGUUCCCUGGAGCUGAAGCCCCCGAGUGGCUCGAUGGUACCAUGAUCGGAGACCGUGGCUUCGAUCCGUUUGGGUUCGCCAAGCCGGCGGAGUACUUACAGUACGACUACGAUGGUUUGGACCAGAACCUGGCCAAGAACGUGGCAGGAGACGUGAUCGGGGUCAGAGUUGAGACCAAUGAUGUCAAUCCGACGCCGUUUCAGCCCUACUCUGAGGUCUUUGGGAUACAGAGGUUCCGUGAGUGUGAGCUCAUCCAUGGAAGGUGGGCCAUGUUGGGAGUGCUUGGGGCUCUUUCUGUUGAAGCUCUCACUGGUGUUGCGUGGCAAGACGCUGGAAAGGUGGAGCUGAUUGAGGGAUCAUCCUACCUUGGUCAACCACUUCCAUUCUCGCUGACCACAUUGAUAUGGACAGAGGUGUUAGUAAUAGGAUACAUUGAGUUCCAGAGAAACGCAGAGCUUGACCCAGAGAAGAGGCUGUAUCCAGGUGGGCAAUUCUUUGACCCAUUGGGUCUGGCUGCCAAGGACCCAGAAGAGUUUGAGAGGCUUCAACUGGCUGAGAUCAAACAUUCUCGUCUUGCCAUGAUUGCCUUCCUCAUUUUUGGGAUCCAAGCUGCUGUUACGGGCAAGGGCCCUAUUAGUUUCAUAGCAACCUUUACUAAGUAGUGAACAUCUCAACCAAGAGACUCUCUCUCGUUCUCUAAUUCAUUCAUAUAUUUUUCUACUUUUGAAUUAAAACUAGUGCACUUAUAUAAUUUGGUUUAUAUAUUAAAUUAUCCCA
Molecule: messenger RNA, 1085 nt
Organism: Humulus lupulus (European hop)
Lineage: Eukaryota; Viridiplantae; Streptophyta; Magnoliopsida; Rosales; Cannabaceae
Product: chlorophyll a-b binding protein CP29.3, chloroplastic
Exons: 2
Coding region: 119-970 (283 amino acids)
Biological process (GO): response to light stimulus; photosynthesis, light harvesting in photosystem I
Cellular component (GO): plastoglobule; chloroplast envelope; chloroplast thylakoid membrane
Source: RefSeq, a predicted model, not a curated record